Messenger RNA from Zeugodacus cucurbitae (melon fly), 1140 nucleotides. RefSeq lists its product as uncharacterized. NCBI's taxonomy places the organism in Eukaryota, Metazoa, Arthropoda, Insecta, Diptera, Tephritidae. The record is from RefSeq and is a predicted model, not a curated record. The transcript is spliced from 3 exons. Bases 138 to 1067 code for a protein of 309 amino acids.
UGUUUUCUUUUUGUAUUUAUUCAAACCAUUGAGGUUUUUUGCUUAUCUGCUAUCAAUGCCGGGGGCUUUUAAUAUUUCUGCUAUAAAUCCACGCAAUUAUUAAGCGAGUCUCAAACAGUCUCGCGCUAAAAAUCAAGAUGCAAAGACGUCUCAAUAAACUAACGGUGCUAUUACUUGUGCUGAGCUGUGCGUACAACGUGCAGGGCGAAAUCACAAUUCUACCCGACGUACUCUACUACAAUCUAACGACCACAUCACGUGCCGAUCUCUUCCACAUGCACCACCUGCGUCAAUUCGGCAUCAAUGUGAAGGAACUCGAACAGAGCUUGGUCGACUUCAAGGACAAAUAUCACGCACGACUCGAUGUUAUCGGCUACAACAUAGAACUGUUGGAGACCAAAUUGGAGGAAGUCGAUAACAAGUUGAAUCCGCUCAUGCUGCUGGGCGACAUUAAUGAUUAUUGUGUGAAUAAACAUCGCGCGAAAUUGCCGCAGAUCGCACAGUUGACGAUCAAAAUGAAGGAAUGCACGCUGAAAGGCACGAAUUCGUACAAUGGUUUUGUGUCCGGUGCAGAGGCGACCGUGCGUAAUUUAAAGAAUUACUACACCAGCAAUUUCGCCACGGCUGUGAAUGAAUGCAAGAAGAAGCAUGCGAACCAACUUGCCGAGCGGAAUUACACGCAAUGCAUCUCGACAGCGGUGACGAAUGCCGCCACGAAAACCUACGCCGACACGAAUGUCUUUCAAAAUCAAAUGAAGACGGCCGAGUGCAAUGCUGCUAUGAAAAUACGUGAAGUCUUCGAUUGUUAUAAUUUGCAAGUGUUUUCGACUUUCAAUACCAUUGGCGAGGUUAUGGGUCUGGUGGAAAACUGCAUUGCCGGUCAAGAAUUCUGUCCAAGUUGUGGUGACGAUACGGUGCUUACUAAGGGUCGCUGCCCGUAUCACUUGAGCUGGCAUUUGGCUGACAGUGAUAUGACGAGCGAAAAGAUAAAUAAUCCCUUUAAGGGAAUCGCCAAAACGACACCCUGUUUGCAAGUGAAUUUCAUUACCAAGGGUAUUGCGGUGUGAUUAAGUGUGAUUUUCGUGUUUUCGUUUUGUAAUUCAUUUUGUGCAAUUCAUUUUGUUCAGCUGUUUCAUCGAA